AUGGUAUUUGCGUUGCAGCGCGGAGACCGUACUCGGCUGGUUCGAGAAAGCUCUCGGUUGCUUCUUUUGCUUCUCACAUUGCUUUGUUUCAUUUUCACUGUAUGGGCUUUGAUCGGCAGCAAAAGCAGAGGUUGGCUUCGGGAACAACGUGCCAGUACAAGUGGCUGUGCAACUACACUGGCUGCUGCUGUCGAAGAUCUCUCGCGUUAUAACUUACCUCUGGAAACAGAGUUCUCCAAAAUGGUGCUGAACAGAACUCAAACCACUCCGCCAUACUUUUAUGUAACUUUCCACAGCGACUGGGAUGGCCUCGUGUCGCCGGCAAUGCGGGCGAACGGCGGACUGUUUGAUGCGCACAUUCAUCGUCUGUUUGAUUUAUUAUUGUUUCGAGAGAAAGGUGUGCUAGAGCGCUGCAGACAAGGUAGAGAGCUCGUGCUGGACGUCGGCAUGAACUUUGGCGCCUUUGCCCUCUAUGCAGUAAAUCGAGGUUGCCACGUCAUCGCAUUCGAGAUGCAGCCGAAUGUGGCAGUAGCCGUGCUGCUCGCUUCGCAUUUGAACGGAUUCUCCGAACGUCUGCAGAUUGUGCCACAUCCGGUCUGGAGCGAAAGCAACCACACGCUGAUGUAUUACCCUCGAACGGACAAUAUGGGCGGGACGCACGCGAUCCCGUUGUCGCCGGACGCAGCCUUGGAUCAUGCGGUGCAGCUGCGGACGGUUCGUAUCGCCGACUGCGUACCGCUACAAAGUACGAUUCGGUUUAUGAAAUUGGACGUCGAAGGUAGCGAGUAUGAGACGCUCCUUGGAAUGCUGGGUCUCCUGAAGCGGCGAAAGGUUCUCAACUUGGUCAUGGAGCUGCAACCUGAGCCGCUCUACAGCAAAGCUGUACAGCUUUUGUACUCGCUCGGGUAUCAAUGCGUAGAGUUACAGUCGCUGCCGAUCGAUAAAACUCACGACGCGCGAAGCCUGCUUCCUUACUUUAAGAGCAAGCCAGCGACAGAAGCAGACUACUGGCGUGCAUUUAACUUUCACGGAAACGAUUUAUGGUGCAUUCCUUGGUUCAUGGGGAAGGGCAUCCAGCGCUUCUUUGAAGCAAGCCUUAAGAUCCGCCAUCGCUGCUCUAGUACAUAG
Cyanidioschyzon merolae strain 10D is the source of this 1128-nucleotide messenger RNA. RefSeq lists its product as hypothetical. The record is from RefSeq and is a predicted model, not a curated record. NCBI's taxonomy places the organism in Eukaryota, Rhodophyta, Bangiophyceae, Cyanidiales, Cyanidiaceae. The transcript has a single exon. The coding region runs from base 1 to 1128 and encodes 375 amino acids.